UGGGACAGACGAAAGUAAACCUUACAGUACAGCACUACUAUUAAUAAAAUACUUUCAAACAAAGGAAGUUACUUAAGAAAGAAAUUACACUUCGAAAUUUUUUUUUAUUAUUUGUUUUAGUGUUUUAAGACGUAUUUUGAGUCACUCUUACUUCGGUGUCAAGGAGUUAGUGUUGUGCGCGGUCAGAGUGUGGUGUCUUAACUCCAGCUUUUAGAUAACUGAAGGACAUAGUUUAUCCGGGAAUGUUUUCUGAUUUUGAUGCUAGCGAAAGUCACAAAAGGAAGGCAGUUAUUGUGAAUUCAUCACAAAAGCCAUGGCUAACUGGUUCCUGUCUAAAUGGAAAAUCUGGGUACUGCUUCCACUAGUCUUGGACUAUGUUGCUGUCGCCCAAAAUGUGAAGUCCACAAGAUGGCCUCUGUACCCUCAGAAGCCUUUGCUCUUAGCCUGGAAUGCCCCCACAGAGGACUGCGGGCACCGCCAUGGCAUUCGAUUUCAGCUGGAUCAGUUCCAGAUAGUGGCUUCAACCAAUGAGGGUUUCACCAAACAGGACCUCACCAUUUUCAAUAAAGACCGCCUGGGCUUGUACCCAUACUUUGCAUUGGACGGCACCCCAGUUAAUGGUGGCCUUCCCCAAAUCGCCAGCCUUUCUCAUCACCGUGAGAGGAUGCCCAUCGGCAUUGAGAAAUAUAUUCAUGACCCAGCGGCACGGGGCCUCGCUAUCAUAGACUGGGAGGAAUGGCGUCCUCUGUGGAUCCGCAACUGGGACACCAAGAACAUCUACAGGAACCAGUCACGUCUCUUGGUAUCCAAGAAGAACCCGACCUGGGAGAACACCCAGGUGAGCAAAGUGGCCCAGCAGGAGUUUGAGAUGUCGAGUCGCACUUUCAUGCUGGAGACCCUGCGGCUGGCCAAGAGCCUGCGGCCCAACCAGCUGUGGGGCUUCUAUCUUUUUCCUGACUGCUACAACCACAACUAUCGCAACAGUUUGGACAGCUACACGGGCCGCUGUCCAGACCCAGAGGUGGCGCGGAACGACCAGCUGAAGUGGCUGUGGACGGAAAGCACAGGCCUCUUCCCAUCCAUCUACAUUGGCUCGGUGCUCCGCUCCACGCCUUUCGCUCGCCAAUUCGUCCGGAACAGGGUGAAGGAGGGAAUGAGGGUGGCGUCACUGGGUGAGGGACCUGCACGUCCGGUUUUCGUGUACACCCGCCCCACGUAUGCCAAUGAGAUGGAGCUGCUUACUGAGACUGACCUAGUGUCCACCAUCGGAGAAAGUGUUGCACUGGGAGCUGCUGGCAUCAUACUCUGGGGAGAUGCCAGUUACACCAGAAGCAACGCCAGCUGCUCCAGUCUUGACCAGUACCUGCGUGGCCCGCUGGGCCGAUACCUCCUCAAUGUGUCCACGGCAGCCGAGCAGUGUAGCCGCUCCGCAUGCAGCGCCCAAGGCCGCUGCCUGCGCCGACGGCCCGACACGGACACGUACCUGCACCUCAACCCCCGGAGCUACACCAUAGUGGCCCAGGAGAGCCAACUGGCUGUCAGGGGCCAAAUGGGUGCAGAGGAGCUCAAGAGUAUGAAGGAGGACUUUGUGUGCCAGUGCUUUAGUGGCUACCAGGGGGACAGCUGUGAGCUUCAGGACCCCCUGCAGCAGAAGGGGAGGGGAAACAGACGGCAGGCAGCGUUGUUGUUCUGCCUUUUGCCACUGCUGCUCACUGUAUGAGGCUGAAUAAGCUGAGCUCAGUGCAUGACGGACACUCACAUACUGCUGUAGAGAUUUAAACACUUAUGUUUUUAUAACACUAUACAGUGUGCUCUUGAAGCCACUUUGCUGUAUCAUUGCCUGCGCCUCUUUCACAUGUGUUUUAUGUGGUUGUUGUAUUAUAAUAUCAGUGCUACAUCGUACGAAUGUUAUUUUGGAGCACUGUAGACAGAAUGUGCAGUAUGGAAGAUAUGUGCAUUGAAAUUUGCUAUGCAUUGUGAAAUUCAGGUUUGAUUGUGAAUGCUAGUGUUCAAAGCAAAACUCUUAAGUUUAAAUAUGCACUUUUGUUUGUCACAUUUAUGGAUCCACUAGGGACGCCAUCAUCAGCUGAAGGAAAUUGAAGAUAUUGAGCAUAAUAACAGUAUUUCUCUAUAAUUACAGAUAGUGGUGCUCCUAAGUGAUGCACUUUUAUCUUUAUGGGGUAGUGUAGAAAUAUUCUCUGAUUCCGAUUGAAUGAGUGAAGCAGCAUCUCACAUGCCAAGACACGUUAUAUUUUUAUAUUUUAUAUGUUGCGUUUAUAUUUUGUGUUAUAUUUUAUAUUUUGUGUUGCUGUAAGGUGGUGAGACUAUCACUAAUUUACCAAAAGACUACUACUAAAGGAGUACUGUUGCUGUUUUUUAGGUUUACAUUCUUAGUCUCUUGUUCUCUCUCUCGUACAAAACAUGCUGUACUUUGGGAUGCCCCGUGUUGGCCUUUUCUUUUGUUUCUGUGGAAUAUCUGGGGUGAACCAACUGCUGUCUGUUCAGGUCAAACCAUGGCAAAAUGAACAUUUACAGUGUUAAAUGUCUCCUUUUUGUUCUAUUUAAUAAAUGUCUUUUUUAGGCACCUGGUAGA
This is a messenger RNA of Electrophorus electricus (electric eel), 2593 nucleotides long. Its product is annotated as hyaluronidase 2a. Gene Ontology annotation, cellular component: cytoplasmic vesicle. The record is from RefSeq and is a predicted model, not a curated record. Gene Ontology annotation, molecular function: hyaluronoglucuronidase activity; hyalurononglucosaminidase activity. Gene Ontology annotation, biological process: carbohydrate metabolic process; hyaluronan catabolic process. Lineage: Eukaryota; Metazoa; Chordata; Actinopteri; Gymnotiformes; Gymnotidae.